Sinocyclocheilus grahami is the source of this 3565-nucleotide messenger RNA. Its product is annotated as kinesin-like protein KIF3B. Gene Ontology annotation, molecular function: ATP binding; microtubule motor activity; microtubule binding. Bases 299 to 2626 code for a protein of 775 amino acids. The transcript has 9 exons. NCBI's taxonomy places the organism in Eukaryota, Metazoa, Chordata, Actinopteri, Cypriniformes, Cyprinidae. The record is from RefSeq and is a predicted model, not a curated record. Gene Ontology annotation, biological process: microtubule-based movement.
AGCACAGCACAGCACAGCACAGCACAGCUCAGCUCAGCUCUCCUCUCUCUCCUCGCGGGGACAGACAUGGCUGACGGAGUUCCUGAGGAGAGAGAUACGGGAGAUUUAGUAUAUUUCAACGCUUAGAGAUUUGAGAGCUAUGUGCUUCUGACUGAUAUGAAGGCGACGGUGAUCUUCGGUGUAAUUUACAGGUGAAGUUGUUCACGAGGGGAGAGGCUGUGAUGCUGGCAGCAGCAACACUGUGAAAUAAACUACAAUCUCAUUAGGAGAAGUCAGCAGAUACGCCAGAGCCAUCAAAAUGUCUAAAAGCAAAAGCUCUGAAUCCGUUAAGGUAGUGGUGCGUUGUCGCCCCAUGAAUGAGAAAGAGCGAGCCGCCAAUUUCCAGAGGGUGGUCUCAGUGGACGUGAAGUUUGGGCAAGUGGCUGUGCGCAACUCUCGAGGUGCGUCCUCCCAUGAGCACCCAAAAGUGUUCACCUUUGAUUCCGUCUAUGACUGGAAUUCAAAGCAGAUGGAGCUCUACGAUGAGACUUUCCGGCCAUUGGUGGACUCUGUACUGUUUGGCUUCAAUGGGACCAUCUUUGCAUACGGCCAGACGGGCACCGGAAAGACUUUCACGAUGGAAGGGGUACGAAACGACCCCGACAGGAGGGGUGUCAUUCCGAACUCCUUUGAACACAUUUUCACACACAUCUCCCGCUCUCAGAACCAGCAGUACUUGGUCAGGGCUUCAUACUUGGAGAUUUAUCAAGAAGAGAUCAGGGACCUUUUAUCGAAAGACCAAUCGCGCCGUCUGGAGCUCAAAGAGAGGCCGGAUACGGGUGUCUACGUUAAAGACCUCUCUUCAUUCGUCACUAAAAGUGUUCGUGAGAUUGAGCAUGUGAUGAAUGUGGGGAACCAGAACCGCUCGGUUGGCGCAACUAACAUGAACGAGCACAGCUCUCGCUCUCACGCGAUCUUCGUCAUCACCAUUGAGUGCAGUGAGUUGGGUCCUGAUGGAGAGAACCACAUUCGGGUUGGGAAACUCAACCUUGUUGACCUGGCAGGAAGUGAAAGACAGACCAAAACUGGUGCUCAGGGCGAGCGUUUGAAAGAAGCCACCAAAAUCAACCUCUCUUUGUCAGCUUUGGGCAACGUCAUCUCAGCGCUGGUGGAUGGGAGAAGCACCCACAUCCCAUACCGUGACUCUAAACUUACAAGACUGCUUCAGGAUUCCUUGGGUGGAAAUGCCCGUACGGUUAUGGUGGCCAACAUCGGACCUGCUUCCUACAAUUUGGAGGAGACGCUGACCACGCUACGCUAUGCAAAUCGCGCCAAAAACAUCAAGAACAAACCCCAUGUCAACGAAGACCCAAAGGAUGCGCUGCUUCGGGAGUUUCAGGAGGAGAUUGCCCGCUUGAAAGAACAGCUGGAGAAAAGGUCUGGCAGGAAGAGGAGAAAAAGGAGGAGAAGGAGGGUUGGAGAAGGUGGAGAGGAGUUAGAAGAUGGGGAGGAUGAUGAUGAGGAGGAGGAAGAGGAUGACGACGACGAAGAGGAAGGAAUGGAUGCAGAUAAGAACAUCACGGAUUAUUGGCGCGAACAACAAGAGAAGCUGGAGAAGGAGAGGAAGGCCAUCAUGGAGGACCACAGCCUGGUGGCGGAGGAGAAACAGCGGCUGCUGAAAGAGAAGGGGAAGAAGAUGGACGAUCUUCACAAAGAGAAGGAGGCAUCAGAGAUGCUGGCGGCCAAAGUUAAGGCCAUGGAAAGCAAGCUGCUGGUGGGAGGAAAGAACAUUGUCGACCACACCAAUGAGCAGCAGAGGAUUCUGGAGCUGAAGAGACAGGAGAUAGCCGAACAGAAAAGGCGGGAAAGGGAGAUGCAGCAGGAGAUGGAGUGUCAUGACGAAGAGACACUGGAGCUCAAAGAGACGUACAGCUCCCUGCAGCAGGAAGUUGACAUUAAGACCAAGAAACUGAAAAAGCUCUUUUCCAAGCUGCAGUCUGUGAAGGCGGAGAUUCAGGAUGCCCAGGAUGAACACGUCAAAUACAGGCAGGAGCUGGAGCAGACGCAGAAUGAGCUGACUAGAGAACUCAAACUUAAACAUCUGAUCAUAGAGAACUUCAUCCCACUAGAGGAGAAGAACAAGAUUGUGACAAGAGCUACUUUUGAUGAAGAAGAUGACCUUUGGAAAAUGACCCCCAUCACUCGUAUUCAAAAUGAUCAGCAGAUGAUGAAAAGGCCUGUUUCUGCAGUGGGCUACAUACGGCCUCUGAGUCAGCAUGCCCGUAUGGCCAUGUUGAUGCGGCCUGAUGUCAGAUACAAGGCUGAGAAUAUCUUGCUGCUGGAGUUGGACCUGCCCACACGGACAACAAAAGACUACGAGGGGCCGGUGAUCGCACCUAAAGUGGCUGCGGCUUUGGAGGACGCUCUGAGGGAUGAGGACGAGAUCCAGGUGGACGCCUCUGGUCUUCGUGCCAGCCUGGGCUCCAGUCCAGGACUCAAUGCCUCAGCUGCUGGGUUUUCCAAGAAACCAAAGUCAGGCCGGCCAAAAACUGGCAAGAAGGUGAGCACUCCAACUUCAACUCACAGCCCUUUGUCCGGCUCGGCGUCCCCUCUUUACCCACAAUCCCGAGGCCUCGUGCCAAAGUGAAAAUAGUGAAAACCUUCACUCGAUUCAAUCUUGGUGUGUUAUCUGAACCCACCAAUCGGUCCUCAUACUACCUUGUUUUUAGAUGUCGCUUCAACAUCCCGUUUAUAGCACAAAAAAAAGUUACAUUAGGCGAUCUUUAAAGUCUUAAAGCUCACCGCAAUAUAAAGUUCCACAGAUUUAGUUUGCACUCAAGCAAAAUGUUAUGUGUUUUGUGUGUGUGUGAGACCAUUGAGAUAGCAGGUGGUCUCGGAAUUGACCGUCGUGUUAGUUACGUCAUUGUGGGAAUGUUUUUGUCUGUGUCGUUGUAGGAUUAAAAAAUUUCUCACAUAAAGUAGCUGGAGAUGAGAUUUAUGCUGGUUUGGGCCACUAAAGAACUGUAUUGUUGUUUGACGAGAGAGUAAGCACAUUACGUCAUUGACUAAGACCCAAAACAACCUCUAAGCCUUUCUCGAAGAGCUGGCUUGGGGAAGGGCCCAGAAACACACACUUGACCGGGUUGUCAUCGCUGUAUCCAGUAAGGAAAGGAGUUGGGGGUUUAAAGGUCAUUGCAUACAAAAAAUAUCAGGGUUCCAAGGUGCCUUAGAUUCUCUUUACAUACAGAAGUUUGGUCUGAGAGUCCCUUGACCUGAUAGCUGGACAGUAGAACCUGUAAUCCACACCAAAACCCCUGUGGAUGGUUCCUGAAUGCUUUGAAUUACACUAUAAGUCUGUUGUGUUUGGCAAGCUUGUAUUUAAUGUUCACGGGGAUCUGUAAACAAGAGUUUGACAUGAGUAAGUCUGAUUUCUGUUGAACUGUCAAACCUUGAACUAGUGAAGGUAAUACCAUUGCCUGCUGCUACUGUAGGGUUCUUUUACCCCUUGUGUCAUAGCAAACGGUUUAUGUAUAUUGAGACAUGUUAGUAAAUACAUCUGCAUUAUCAUUGCAGUUGUAUUAAAAUC